AUGAAUUAUCCAUCAUUCUUGAGAAGCUGGGUGGCCUUUUCCUUCAUAAUUGCACGGCAGCAAGCUCAGGCGAUGGCGAUUUUGUAUCCGUACUGGCAGAAUGACACCAAAACCCCCAAAGUGGAUGAUGGCAGCUCCCCGGAGAUCAAGCUUUCCCUUCCUUUCAUCUUCUUUGGCAUCCCAUAUAGGACCAUUUUUGUCAACAACAACGGUGUGAUUUCUUUUAAUGUGCUCGUCAGCCAGUUCACCCCUGAGUCCUUCCCCCCGGCUGAUGGUCGGGCUUUUAUUGCUCCUUUUUGGGCCGACGUUCACAACGGGAUCCGGGGGGAGAUCUAUUACCGAGAGGCCACAGAUCCAGCUUCCCUGAGUAAAAUAUCCAAAGAUAUCCGGAAGUAUUUCAAGAACCUGCCAUCCUUCACCGCUGUGUCAGUUUUUGUUGCUACCUGGGAAGAAGUGACAUUUUAUGGUGGCAGCAGCACAACCCCGGUAAAUACUUUCCAAGCUCUUCUGAUCACAGAUGGAACAAACUCCUUUGCCAUGUUCAACUAUGAGGAAAUCAACUGGACUACUGGCACUGCAAGUGGAGGAGAUCCUCUAACUGGCCUUGGAGGUGUCAUGGCUCAGGCAGGUUUCAAUGGUGGGAAUAGCACCAACUAUUUCAGCAUUCCUGGUUCCAGAACCCCAGACAUAGUCAACAUUGAAGACACAACUAAUGUCAACGUACCAGGACGUUGGGUAUUCAAAAUCGAUGGGAGGGAAAUUGACCCAGCCAAUGGAUGCAGUUUUAGAGGCCAGUUUCUCCGUCAAGGGGAGAUAUUCUGGGAAAAUGCAAAUUGUUCCACUAAAUGUCGUUGCCUGGAUUUCAACAAUGAACUCUUCUGCCAGGAGGUGUCCUGUGGACCAUAUGAGAUCUGUGAGCCUAAGGAGAAUUUCCACCAGUGUGUGCCAGUGGAAAGCAGCACUUGUGUGGUGUUUGGAGAUCCACAUUACCACACUUUCGACGGCUUCCUCUUCCAUUUUCAGGGUUCCUGCUCUUACCUUCUAGCAAGGCAGUGCUGGCCAGGGUCCAGCCUUCCUUUCUUCAGUGUGGAAGCUAAGAAUGAGAAUCGAGGGGGUUCUUCUGUCUCCUGGCUGAAAGAUAUCUCUGUGGAGGUUUAUUCACACAAGAUAAUCAUCCCUAAAGGCAGCUUUGGGAAAAUUAUGAUUGAUGACCUGGUCAUGUCUCUACCUGUCUUCCUGGAACUGGGAGCAAUAAAGAUCUAUCAGAGUGGACUGUCGACAGCGAUAGAAACAGAUUUUGGGCUUUUGGUAACAUACGAUGGAGACCAUUAUGCAGCUAUUUCAGUCCCAGGCUCCUACAUCAAUGCCACCUGUGGCCUCUGCGGAAACUACAACAAGAACCCGGAGGAUGACGUCCUACGCUCGGAUGGGAAAAUGGCCACCUCUGUGCUGGAUUUGGGGGACAGCUGGAGAGUCUACCACCCUGAAUGGAAGUGUUCCCCCGGCUGUUUGGACAACUGCAGCCUUUGCGAUGCAGCCAUGGAGUCUCUUUACUUUGACCCCGAGCACUGUGGCUUCAUUAAUAAAACUGGAGGCCCUCUGUGGGAAUGCGGGGCCAUCGUCGACCCCAUGGCCUUUAUCCACAGCUGUGUUUAUGACCUGUGUAGCAUCCGAGAUAACGGCACAGGGGGGCUGUGCCAGGCUAUCCAGGCGUACGCUUUGGUGUGCCAAGCUCUUGGGAUCUCGAUUGGAGACUGGAGAGUGCAGGUGGGAUGCGCUACUGCCGUGCAGUGUCCUGAAUUCAGCCACUACUCCAUCUGUACCAGCAGCUGCCCAGCUACUUGCUCUGACCUCACGGCACCCUUCGCUUGCACCUCUCCAUGCACCGAGGGCUGUGAAUGUAAUGUAGGUUAUGUCCUCAGCACGGACCUCUGCGUCCCGGUCCAUCAGUGUGGCUGUGAUGUGGAUGGGCGAUACCACGCUAUCGGGGAAUCGUUUUGGGCCUCCGUGGACUGUACCAUACAAUGCUGGUGUGAGGAUGGAGGAGAUGUUGCCUGCUUUAACUCCACCUGCCAAGAAGGGGAGGUUUGUGCUGUGGAGAACGGCUACCAAGGCUGCUACCCCAAGCGAGAAACAUUAUGUUUGGUGUCUCAAGAUCAAGUGCUGCAGACUUUUGAUGGCGCUGUUUUCGACUACCCUCCGGACAACUCCUACACGUUGGUCAAAACCUGCCCGGACAGGCCCAACUACUUAGAAGUGGACAUCAGCAAGAAGAAACCGGAAGCCAGUCUUGACUGGCUACGGACUUUGAGGGUCCUGGUUGCCAGCCAAGAGGUCAAGAUAGGAGGCAUAGACAACUCUGAAAUCAAGGUCAACGGAUAUGAAACAGAGCUUCCGUAUUUCCAUCCUUCUGGCCAACUGGAAAUCUACCGGAGCAAAAAUGGGACUGCUGUUGAGUCAGAAGGGCUUGUCCAUAUCCAGUACUCAGACUAUGGUCUGUUGGAGAUACGUCUGUCAACAAUCUACUUCAACUGCACUGGCGGCCUCUGUGGUUUCUUCAAUGGGAACAGCAGCGACGAAUUCUGCUUCCCAAAUAGGAAGUGUACAGACAACCUGGUGGUCUUUCUGGACAGCUGGACAACGUUUAAUGAGAUUUGUAACGGAGAGUGCGGGGACCUGCUGAAGGCCUGCAACAAUGAUUCAGAGCUUCUGAAGGAGUAUCGGAGCCGUUCCAAAUGUGGCGUUAUCAAUGAUCCCACCAACAGCUCUUUCUUGGAAUGCCACUCCGUGGUGAAUGUGUCUGCCUAUUACCGGACCUGCCUCUUCCGCUUGUGCCAGAGCGGAGGAAACCAGUCCGAGCUCUGCGACUCUGUGGCUCGCUAUGCUAGCGCCUGCAAGAACGCUGAAAUAGACAUUGGCCACUGGAGAAGCAUGAACUUUUGUCCCCUCACCUGUCCAGAGAACAGCCACUUUGAGGAAUGCAUGACUUGCUCUGAAUCCUGUGAAAAUUUGUUGACUGGGCCCGUAUGCCUAGACACCUGUGUGGAGGGCUGCCAAUGUGAUGAAGGUUUUGCUUUCCGGGGUGCGCACUGCAUUCCCAGGACUGAAUGCGGGUGCAGCUUUGAGGGCCACCAGCUUUCCACUAACCAGACCUUCUGGAUGGAUAUCGACUGCCAGUAUUUUUGCUACUGCAAUGGCUCUGACAACAGCGUGCACUGUGAAAACAUCCCCUGUAAGGAAGAUGAGUACUGCCUGGAGGAAAGUGGGCUGCGUUACUGCCAUGUCCGGACUGAUGCCUCCUGCAUCGUAUCUGGCUAUGGCCAUUACUUGACUUUUGAUGGGUUUACUUUUGACUUUCAAAGCAGCUGUCCUCUGAUUCUCUGCACAACCAUCACUCGGCAGCAUUUUGAGAGGUCAGACUUCUUCCCUGAGUUCACAGUCACUGCCAAGAAUGAGGAUCGGGAUCCAUCUCUGGCUUUGUGGGUGAAGCAGGUGCAGGUAGAAGUCUUCAGUUACAACAUUGUUAUCCACAGAGCCUACAAACACACCGUGCUAAUUAACAAUGAACGUCUUUACCUGCCCUUGAAGCUGGGUCAAGGGAAAGUGAAUAUUUUUGCCUUCGGUUUCCACAUCGUGGUGGAGACCGACUUUGGCCUGAAAGUGGUAUAUGACUGGAAGACCUUCCUCUCCGUCACUGUUCCGCGGGGCCUCCAGAAUGCAACCUCUGGACUUUGUGGACAAUAUAAUGGCAACCCUGGCGAUGACCUCCAGACCCUCAGUGGCCAUUUGGCCUCCAGCAUUAAUGAGUUUGGCCACAGCUGGGCCAGGAGGGACCCCUUUUGUCAGGUGGGCUGUGGAGACAGGUGCCCAGCCUGCCGUAAGGUGGAAGGUUUCUGGAAACCCCAGCAGCUAUGCAGCUUGAUCCCUACCAAGAGCGGUGUCUUCUCCAGGUGUCACAGCAAGGUCAACCCCACCUUCUUCUACAAGAACUGCUUGUUUGACACCUGCAUCGAUGGGGGAGCCGUGCAAACUGCAUGCAGCUGGCUGCAGAAUUAUGCCAGUACUUGCCAAACACAGGGAAUUGCCAUCACGGGGUGGAGAAACUUCACACUGUGUUCUGUCAGUUGCCCUCCAAACAGUCACUAUGAGAGCUGUGUGAGUGUGUGCCAACCCCGUUGUGCUGCUAUCCGGCUGAAAAGUGACUGCAACCAUUACUGUGUGGAAGGAUGCCAGUGUGACCCAGGCUACGUCCUCAAUGGCAAGAACUGCAUCCUGCCUCAAAACUGCGGCUGCUACUCGGAUGGCAAGUAUUAUGAGCCCAAGCAACUCUUCUGGAACAGUGACUGCACCCGACGCUGCCGUUGCUUUCGCCGCAACCUCAUCCAGUGCGAUCCACGGCAGUGCAAGUCAGAUGAGGAAUGCGCACUCCAAAAUGGAGUCCGUGGCUGCUUCAGUAGAAAGAGUUCCUACUGCAUGGCGGCUGGUGGAGGAGUCUUCCGCACAUUUGACGGUGCUUUCCUCCGAUUCCCAGCCAACUGCGCCUUUGUCCUCUCCACCAUCUGCCAGAAACUGCCUGAUGUUUCUUUUCAGCUCAUCAUAAACUUUGAUAAGUGGUCUUCUCCCAACCUGACGAUCAUCUCACCAGUUUACUUCUAUAUUAAUGAGGAGCAGAUUCUUAUCACUGAUCGCAAUACUGUCAAGGUGAAUGGGACAGAGGUGAAUGUCCCCUUUGUGACCGGUUUAUCAACCAAAAUCUACAGCAUGGAGGGUUUCCUGGUGAUUGACACAAGCCCAGAUAUCCAGAUCCAUUACAAUGGUUUCAACAUUAUCAAAAUUACCAUCAGUGAACGCCUGCAGAAUAAAGUGUGUGGUCUUUGCGGGAAUUUCAAUGGUGACCGUACAGAUGAUUAUGUCACCCUGAGAGGGAAGUCGGUUGUCAGCAGUGUCUUCCUUGCACAGAGCUGGAAAACCAAUGGCAUGCAUAAAAGCUGCAAUGAGCUCCAGUACUCGCAGUAUGCCGCCGCCUGUGACAACGUGCAGAUCCAGGUCCUGCAAAGCGAGAGCUACUGCCUCAAACUGACCGACAUGAAAGGUUUCUUCCAGCCUUGUUAUGGACUGCUGGACCCACUGCCCUUCUAUGAUUCGUGUUUUCUUGAUGGGUGUUACAAUCAGAGGAAGUACCAGCUCUGUGGCUCUCUGGCAGCCUAUGGGGAAGCCUGCCGUUCCCUUGGGAUCCUCAGCACAGAAUGGAUUGAGAAGGAAAAUUGCUCAGGAGUGGUUGAAGACCCCUGUGUGGGGGCAGAUUGUCCCAACAGAACUUGUGAGGUAGACAACGGUGGAGACUUAUGUGGCUGUAUUGAACCUCCCCCCUAUGGAAACAAUACACAUGAUAUCCUGGAUGCUGAAGUGACCUGCAAAGCUGCACAAAUGGAAGUUUCAAUCUCAAAGUGCAAACUGUUCCAGCUGGGCUUUGAAAGAGAGGGAGUGCGUAUCAAUGACCGCCAGUGUCCUGGCAUUGAAGGCGAGGAUUUUAUCUCCUUCCAGAUCAAUAAUACCAAAGGCAACUGUGGAAACAUUGUGCAGUCGAACAGUACCCACAUAAUGUAUAAAAACACUGUCUGGAUUGAAAGCGCCAACAACACAGGGAACAUAAUUACCCGUGACCGAACCAUCAAUGUUGAAUUCUCAUGUGCUUAUGAACUUGACAUCAAAAUUUCUUUGGAUUCUGUAGUGAGGCCAAUGCUCAGUGUAAUUAAUUUGACAGUGCCCACACAGGAAGGCAGUUUCACAACCAAAAUGGCGUUGUAUAAAAACUCAUCCUAUAAGCAUCCCUAUCGUCAAGGAGAGGUGGUCUUAACCACUCGUGAUAUCCUGUAUGUUGGUAUCUUUGUACUUGGGGCAGAUUCAACUCAUCUCAUCCUAAUGUUGAACAAAUGUUAUGCAACACCUUCAAGAGACAGCAAUGACAAGCUCAGAUAUUUCAUCAUAGAAGAAGGUUGUCAGAAUAUAAAGGACAACACCAUUGGGAUCGAAGAGAACGGGGUGUCGUUGACUUGCCGCUUCCAUGUCACUGUUUUCAAGUUCAUUGGAGAUUAUGAUGAGGUUCACCUUCACUGUGCAGUCUCACUCUGCGACUCAGAAAGAUACUCAUGCAAAAUAAACUGUCCUCAGAAUACCCGAAGGGCCGGCGACUAUACCAAAGAGUUAAAUGAGCAGAUCAUCUCUGUGGGCCCGAUCAGGAGAAAGCACCUGGACUGGUGUGAAGACAAUGGAGGCUGUGAGCAGAUAUGCACAAGCCAGGUGGAUGGCCCACUAUGCAGCUGUGUGACAGGGACUUUGCAAGAAGAUGGAAGGAGUUGUAGAGCAACCAGCUCUUCAGACGGGCUUCAAGCCAGGCAACUCCCACUUAUUUGCAUCCAGCUAUUAUUAUUAUGGCAUCUUCUCUAUAAGUCAAACCCAACCUCGUAAUUAAUUCAUGGCUUCUGUUUUAAGUACUGUCAUUUCUUCCAGUCCUUCUGAACCCCCAUAGUAUAAACACAUGCAAACCUGCACGUGUCGAUCAUCGCCGUCGACGACAACAAUUAUGUCUGUUGCUGCGCUGGAGUUGUCAGCCUGUGUUAAAUGGUCUUAAUAAAGCUGCAAAAAAUUUAACAGGGCACCAGACUCUCCUAAACCAUCAGGGAUAUCACCAGUAGGAUAGAUAGCAAAUAGUCAAUUAAGUUUUUCCCCCUUUGGGUAUGCUCCUUGGUCUUAAUGUUUUAGCAGAGUCUCCAUUUGCUCUUGAUGCUUAAGGAGGAAAACAAUCUUGCCUGCUUAAUAACUUGUUCUAGGAAGGAAAACAGUAAAAGGAUGAGGUGCACUUAGUAAUCAUGGAUCAGGUGUCCUAAAGUGUAAGAACUGAUCCUUCUGCAUUAACUUCUCUGAAGUUUUUCCCCACCCACCCCCAUCCUUUUGAUUGUGGCUCUUGCACCUUGUUUGUUUUCUUACUUGAUGGCCGUGCCAAUGGCCAAUUUCUUCACAGAAUGACCAACUGAUACUUUGAUUCCUCCACUCUCCCCUGCCCUGAGCUAAAGGGAUCAGCAAAAUAAGCAAAUUCACUUUGACUGUGCUCCAGUUGAGGGGCUUGGAGAAACACAGUCUAGUGUAUUCAGAAAUAUGCCCAUCAAAAGAACUGCCUCAGGUGCUGCAUGCCAUAAAGCUUUGAUGUCCUAUGGACUAUCCAGACUAUAGACUGACAUUGGUUUAAUGUAUAUAUUCUUCUUCCUGGGAAAUCCUGGUAGUAGUAGUCCUGAAAAAGGAAUGUGCCUGAGGAUCUGUAGGAAAUAACAGCCAACAUCUCACCCAUUAGCCAUCUCCAAAUUCCUUUAUGAAGAAGCCAUGAAGUUUGGGACUGAUUAUAGGCUUCUAGUAUAGCUAGAGCAUAUGUUUCAGUGUGAACUACUUUUGGGGUUUGUUGUGCUCACUUGGUAGCCCUGAACUCAAUAAGCAGCUCAGCAAGGGAGCUCUGCAUAGCUUGGCUGUCUUCUCACCACCUCAUCUCUGUCAUCAUGGCCUUUAUCCAAUUUUGAUGAGCCGUCUAUCCCUCUCUAUUAUACG
Pogona vitticeps (central bearded dragon) is the source of this 7596-nucleotide messenger RNA. The record is from RefSeq and is a predicted model, not a curated record. NCBI's taxonomy places the organism in Eukaryota, Metazoa, Chordata, Lepidosauria, Squamata, Agamidae.